This is a messenger RNA of Camellia sinensis, 629 nucleotides long. The record is from RefSeq and is a predicted model, not a curated record. NCBI's taxonomy places the organism in Eukaryota, Viridiplantae, Streptophyta, Magnoliopsida, Ericales, Theaceae.
CUAACAAACUACCCUCAUCACCAUGCAAACUGAAGCUCCCAAAAACCCAAUUUUUCAAUCCCUAUAAAUAUCCAUUUCCCAACUCCCCUUAGGCCACCAUUUUCUUGAGAAAAUUUAAGUAUAGCCACUUUCUUGAGAAAAUAAUAAGAAUGAAGAGGCAAAGAAAUAAUACGGGUGGAAAUGGACCGGCCGUGGCAACGAAGAGAAAGGCGAAAAGAGAGGUGAAGAAAGUGGCAGAGGAGAGGAGGGGUGGCGGGGAGUGUGUGGCGGUGGAGGCAGAGGAGAGGAGGGAUCGGGUGGAUCAGAGGCCGCAAUUGUGGAGUGUCGCGGAUGAGCAAAUGUCAUGGGGGUCAUUUUGGUGCCCAUCUUGGGACAUGGAGUGCUUGGGUGAAGCUUAUAAUGCAUUAUAUAGUGAUGUUGUUUGGGAUGAUGAUAUUUGGGAUUUGAAAGGGAUCAAGGAAGUUCCAAAUCAAUGAGGAGAGAGGGAAAAUAGAGUAUUUUAGCUUGUAAAUUUUGAUAUUCUGCUAGUGAAAGUUCAGUUCAGUUCUGUUUUUUAUUUUUAAUAGCUUUAAAUGAGUUGGUUUUCAGGGAAAAAAUUGAUGUACUAAUCAAAAAAAAAAAAAAAAAAA